GAACCUAUGAUCUGCAGUAUACAGUAAUCAAUCGUAUUUUGUUUUUGAACACAUAUGAAUGGUGGACAAUUCUCGAAAAUACUUAAUAGAAUUUCUCGCUAGGUGGCGACACUUCACUGUAAAUAAUCCUGAUUUCGGUAAAAAGUUUUAACCUGUAGGUUCAAAACGUGGUUGAACGCAUGACACCGAAAUUUAGAUUGUUAUUUGAUAUAUUUUGAUAAUAAAAAUAUAUGUUAUAAAUCAAUUGAAAUAUUAACAAUGAAAGUUAAGAAGUCUUGUAAGGUAGGAAAAACGAAAAAGCUAAAAGAAAAAAUCAUUGAUAGCGAUUCGUACAUAAAUUCUGAAAAUGAUUAUAAUCAUAACAGUAAUCUUGAUGAUGACAUAAAUUUUAUGAAAGAAAUUGAUGAGAAUGAUGAAUCUAGCCCAGAAUUGAAUGGUAUUAAUAAUUCAAUUUCUAAUACAACAAAAAAAAGAAGUGUUACAGAAGAACUCGCUGAUGUACCUAUAAAAAAGAAAAAAUUACAGAAUGAUUUAUAUAAACAACCAACGGUUGAAGAAUUAAGUCAACUUCGAGAAACUGAAACUCUUUUCCAUUCAAAUUUAUUUAGACUCCAAAUUGAAGAAUUAUUGACUGAAGUAAAAUUAAGAAAUAAAUAUAAAAAACUAUUUGAUGAGUGGUUUAUUAAAUUCAAGGCAAAUAUAGAAUCAUUACAAGAAACUGAUGAAUUGAAGUUCGCAGAUGGAAAUAUCAGUCAGAAAUUACAUUUAAAUAUUCCUAUAUUAAAUGUACCAGUAGAUAUAAAAGGCACAUUUAAAUUUUUGAAACCUUUAACUAUUAAUAUUAUUGGUUCAUAUUCUUUUGAUUGUACAAUUGGUCCAAAUGCUGCUGUAGAUAUAAUGAUUCAAAUGCCAGACGAUUUAUUUCAAAAACAUGAUUAUCAAAAUUAUAGAUACUUGAGAAAAAAAGCUAUAUAUCUGGCAUAUAUAACUUCGAAUAUAAGAGAUGAUCUUGCCGAUAAAAAAUGUUUUCUCGGUAGUAAUUUAAAACCUAUACUAGAAAUAUUGCCACCUGGAAGUUUAGGAAAAAAAUUAAGGAUACAUGUACAUAUAUCUGCACAUGAAGACAGUUUCAAACUGAACAGGUUUUCACCAGAAAAAAAUUGUAUUAGACCUAAUUGGUUUUUCAAUGAGGAAGUUGAAAAUGCAUCUUUAACACCAACACCGCAUUAUAACUCCAUAAUAUUACAUGAUCUAACAAUGUUAGAAAUAAGUUCUCAAAAUACAGCAUUGAUAAAGGAAUAUCCUAAUAUUAGAGAUGGUAUUAUUUUGCUAAAGAUAUGGUUGAGCCAACGACAAUUAAUCAAGGGUUAUGAUAGCUUUAGUAGUCAUAUAAUGACGAUGUAUGUUUUAUACUUGCUAAAAAUAAAGAAACUCAACACAUUUAUGAGUAGUUACCAAAUAGUAAGAAAUGUAUGGUGUAAUUUAGUGCAAAAUAGUUGGUAUGAAAAUGGGAUAUCCAUGUACCAAGGAAACGAUAGUCAACAACGUAUUCUGGAUUAUCAUAAAUAUUAUGAUUGUGUAUUUUUGGAUCCAAGCGGAUAUCAUAACUUAGCUUCCUUUUUAUCAAGAGAUACUUUCUCGUGGAUACAAAGAGAAGCAGAGAUUUCUUUAAAACAUUUGGACGAUGUAAAUGUUAAUAGUUUUCCAUCUAUUUUUAUGUAUAAGGUUCCAUUCUACAAUGCAUUUGAUAAUAUAUUAUGUAUUGAAGAUAAUAAAGCCAUUGAAAAAAUUGUUGACAUUAAAUCAUCUAAAGAUGAUAAAUUAGAUUAUGGUGUUGAUAAACGCAGUCAAGCUAUUAAAAUACUUAUAAAGAUAUUGAAGCAAGGUUUAGGAAAUAGAGUACAUAGAAUAUGUGUAUUACCUGAUGAACCAAGGCAAUGGGAGUGUAAAAAUAAAUUGCCAAAUAAUAUUGGAAAAAUCUCUAUUGGUUUUGACUUAAAUCCAGAAUUUUGUUUUAGUAUUGUUGAGAAAGGUCCUGAAGCUAAUUUACCAGACGCAGCUUUAUUUAGAAAAUUUUGGUGUAAUAAAUCUGAAUUACGUCGCUUUCAAGAUGGAUCUAUACGCGAAGCUGUAGUUUGGGGAAAAGGAAAAACGUUACAUGAAAAGAGAAUGAUUUGUAAAAAGAUUGUAAAAUUUAUAUUGAAACAUAAAUUUAAUUUAUUAGAGAAUCAAUAUUUAUAUCUUGCUAAUCAAAUGGAAGAUAUUUUAAAAUUAAACAAAAUAAAAAUUACACACUUUGUAUAUGGUACUGGUGAAGAAGCAACUUUACGCGUGAUACAAGCAUUUAAUUCUUUAGAAAAAAACUUAAUGUCUCUUGUUGAUAUACCUCUUUCAAUAACUGGUGUACAAGGAUCUAGCGCAGCUUUUCGUUAUACGGAAGUUUUUCCACCAUUAGCAACUGUUUAUCGAGCUGGUCAUAAAAUAACUAAGGAAGGUGAAAAUUACUUAAUGCUUAAAACGAAAAAUAUUGGUAUGGUACCUAGAUAUGUUCAUCCACUUGAUGUUAGUUUACAAUUAUCAACUAGUGGGAAAUGGCCUGAAGAAUUAGAAGCUAUCAGGAAAACAAAAGCUGCUUUUCAUAUUCAAAUUGCUGAAUGCCUUAGGAAACAGCACAAUUUAAAAGCACAAGGAAAUUUUACUCAUAUAGAUGUAUUUAAGGAUGGAUUUGUUUUUCGGUUGAGAGUAGCGCAUCAAAAAGAAAUAGCGUUUUUAAAACACCAAGUCGAUGAAGAUGGUGUAAUUAAAUAUAGAGAUAAUGAAGAAUCUAUUGAAUUAGAAAAGAAAUUAUUUCAAUUGCCCAAAUUAAGUAGUGCAUUACAUGGGAUACACUCUCAACAUCCUUCUUUUGGUGCUGCUUGUUGUUUAACAAAACGUUGGUUGUCUGCUCAUUUGUUGGAUGAUUCUCAUAUGCCAAAUGUAGCAGUUGAAUUAAUUUUAGCAUCAAUGUAUUUAAUGCCACAACCAUAUAGACAUGCACAUAUGCCACAAGUAGCAUUUUUAAGAGUUUUAGAAAUUUUUGCAAGGGAAUACUGGAAUACAGAUCCUGUUAUUGUUAAUUUCAAUGAUGAAAUGUCAAAAGAAGAAAUUAUUGAGGUAGAAACGCUUUUUGGAAAGUCGCGUGACACCUUACCACAUUUAUUUAUUUCUACACCUUAUGACCAACAAGGGUCUUUAUGGACUAAAAAAGCACCGACCGUAUUAAUUUUGAAUCGUAUAUGUCUUCUCGCUCAAGAAUCUUUAAAAUUGUUUGAGCAACAAUUAUACACUAAAACGAUAUUAGAUUGUAAAGCUCUUUUUAGAUCACCUAUGUCAGAAUAUGAUUGUUUGAUAUAUUUGAAACCGCUUCUUAAUCCUAGAAGAUUGCAAGCAAUUGAUCUGGAUGAAAAACAUCCAAUUGUUGAAUGGCAUCCAUAUAAACCACAUUCAUUACAAAAAAUUCCUAUCAUAGAUUUCGAUCCUGUUCAAUACUUUUUGAAAGAGUUAAGGGAUGGUUAUAGUGAAUUUGCUUUAUUUUUUCACGAUACAUACGGUGGUAUGGUAAUAGGAGUUUUAUUGAAACCUACUGCUCUCAAAGACAACGAUUUUAAAGUAUCGAACGUGAAUUGUCGAAAAUUGAAUAACGAUGGUAAACUUGUAUUAAAUUUUUCUACGAUGAUACAAGAUUUUUAUGUUCUUGGAAAAGAUCUUGUAAGAGCUAUUGAAGUUACUUCCAAGAAGUUAUCCGUUACAUGA
This is a messenger RNA of Vespula pensylvanica (western yellowjacket), 3792 nucleotides long. RefSeq names its product nucleolar protein 6 (gene Mat89Ba). The transcript has 12 exons. Bases 259 to 3792 code for a protein of 1177 amino acids. Gene Ontology annotation, biological process: tRNA export from nucleus; rRNA processing. The record is from RefSeq and is a predicted model, not a curated record. Gene Ontology annotation, cellular component: small-subunit processome; CURI complex; UTP-C complex. NCBI's taxonomy places the organism in Eukaryota, Metazoa, Arthropoda, Insecta, Hymenoptera, Vespidae.